This is a messenger RNA of Uncinocarpus reesii 1704, 777 nucleotides long. RefSeq lists its product as uncharacterized. Bases 1 to 777 code for a protein of 258 amino acids. Lineage: Eukaryota; Fungi; Ascomycota; Eurotiomycetes; Onygenales; Onygenaceae. The transcript has 2 exons. The record is from RefSeq and is a predicted model, not a curated record.
AUGUUCAACAUAUCAAACGGCUCGCCGGGAUUUGGGCCCGGCCCGUUGCGCUUCUUAUUCAAGAUUGAUUUCAUCAAGCCGAACUACGACGAGCAAUCGGAGAUUCGCAUCCCUGAUCAGAAAUGGAUUCCUCCCACGAUUCCUCAAGCAAUUACCACGGUAGGAACCACUGGCUGGUUCCAAUGGUCAUCAAACGGCGUGAAUCCAGCGAUGAGUACCAGCGAGACAGAUUUUCAAGUUUGCUCAUUGUUCUACAAUUCGGAGCAUUCCCACUUCCAAGGGGUGCCUUUCGACUGUCGCAAAUAUAGCGUGAAAGAGUCGCGCAUGAGGGACGGUAUCGGUUGGCGAAGAGUGAUGUUUCGAUACUCUCUCCACAGCUCUCGCCUCCCCAUCUCUAUCAUGGGCUUCGAUUCAGCUUACAACGUACUCGCCGGAAAGGGUUCCAGUUCCUGGAUGCCACAGCUCAUUCCCGAAACGUACGAUAACAACCAAGACGAAAACUGUUCUGAACAUACUGGAAUUGCCGGGGAUCUCGCCCUCCUUUUAGCCUUUGUUGCUUUCUCCUACACCAUUAACCCUCAGGACCCCAAUAUGGUCCUGUGGGUCAUCCAUAAUUGCUUCAAGCCCCCGGUGUGGAACCGUCAUCCAUGUACUGCUCCAAGGAAACACGGCACGGGGGUAGUGGUAUCUAUCAGACUCGACCCCGAGUCAAAUAUCACAGCGGAAGAUUUGAGAAACUAUCAGAAAGGCUACUACGGACCCUUUAUCCAACCCUAA